ACCUCCAUCUACUUGCAGGAAUCAACAAAUCAAACCAUGGCUGCUGGCCUUGACACCGUGCAGCCCUCGCUGCCAUAUCACGAGCCCGACAUUGUCACCAUCCUGGUUCAGUCAUCCUUUCUGCUCCUCCUCAAUCUCAUCAAUGCCUUGUUUGACCGACUGCUAUACUGCGGCCUGCUGGGCCAGGUCUUGGUGGGCAUUGCAUGGGGCACUCCUGGCGCCAAGUGGCUCUCCAUUCAAGUCGAGCAAGUCGUUGUUCAGUUGGGAUAUAUUGGUCUGAUUCUCCUUGUUUAUGAAGGCGGUCUCUCGACCUCUUUCCCUUCCUUGAAAGCUAACCUCCCCCUUUCCUCCGCCGUCGCCUUGACCGGCAUUGCUCUUCCCAUCGCGCUGUCUUACACCCUUCAAGGUCUCCUGAAUGCCACACCACUCCAGGCUUUCGCCGCGGGCGCAGCACUAUGCUCCACCAGCCUCGGAACUACAUUCACCGUGCUCUCUUCUAGUGGUUUGUCCAAGACGAGACUGGGUGUUGUUCUUUCGAGCGCCGCCAUGAUGGAUGAUGUCGUUGGCCUGGUCAUGGUUCAGGUCAUCUCCAAUCUUGGAAACAACAGCGACAAUAUCGGCGCGGUAACUAUAGUUCGCCCCGUCCUGGUGUCUUUGGCUUUUGCUGUUGUCAUUCCCCUGCUGUGUCGAUAUGUUGUUCUUCCUGUAACUGUACGCUUGACCUCGUACCGUAAAUCACAUCCCGAUGCUGUGGUGAGCAGGUCGCUGAUGAACCAUCAAACGGCUUUUGUCACACACACUCUGCUUUUGAUAGCACUAGUGACUGCUUCUAGUUAUGCAGGGACGUCGAACCUUUUCGCAGCGUACAUUGCUGGGGCAACUGUCAGUUGGUGGGACAGUGAAGUGCCGCACCCAUCAGAGCAUAUAAAUACUCCUCCAGCUCAAAACACGCCAUCUCACCAUGACGAAGCUCCUGAUCAGGAGCAAGAAGCUAGACAAACCUCUGCCAGGAACGUGCAACCCGGUAUUAGCACCAAACCCCAGCCAGAGACAACAGGGUCGGCCAUUUAUGAACGAUAUUACCAUCAAGCCGUGUCCCGAAUUCUGCAGCCGCUCUUCUUCGCGUCUAUCGGCUUCUCUAUCCCAAUCACCCGCCUGUUCCGAGCUUCGAUUGUCUGGCGCGGCAUUGUCUAUACCGUCCUCAUGGUGCUUGCCAAGAUGGCUUGCGGAUUAUGGCUUGUGCGAAUAUCCCUACCAUUUGCCAAAUUCCAGCAGUUGCUAUACAAGUACAAGCCAAAUAUCAAAAUGCCAUCGGUGACGCAUUUUUGGCAGAAACAUACAAAUUCGAACACUGAAAACGAACCGUCUGGACCUCCAGGUCAUAGUGCAGAGCCCGACACCACCACCCAGCAAGAAACUGUGCCGUCUCUACGUGCUAGAGAAGAAACCUCACAUACAUGCUCGGCGUCAAAACCCGUCUCCAUUCAGCCUGCAUUGAUUCUGGCUUGCGCCAUGGUUGCGCGAGGUGAGAUUGGUUUCCUCAUUUCAGCCGUUGCCGAAUCCAACGGGGUCUUCUCCCCAACGAGUGGCGAUUCGUCGUCGGAAUCAGAGUUGUUUCUCGUGGUGACAUGGGCUAUUGUGUUGUGCACUGUUCUUGGCCCGUUGGGCGUUGGCUUGACGGUUCGCAGAGUGAAGAAGAUGCAGGAUGCUAGAAGGGACGGUGGCAGGGACGUAUUGGGAGUAUGGGGUGUAGACUCUGGGUAA
Periconia digitata is the source of this 1764-nucleotide messenger RNA. Lineage: Eukaryota; Fungi; Ascomycota; Dothideomycetes; Pleosporales; Periconiaceae. The record is from the annotation of a GenBank genome assembly.